AUGCCUGGCAACACAACCCCAGGCUCAAAGCCGCCGAAGACAAUGUCUUCCCGGCUCUUGACCAUGAAGUUUAUGCAACGCGCAGCCGCAUCAUCCAGCCCCGUCGCAAGCGAAGACCCAAAAACCCCACCUCCCAAACGUCAACGUCUAUCCACCACAACCAGUGAACCAGCAACAACGCCCAGGUCAAUUUCCGACCUCGACGCCGUCAACGCUGCCCUCGCAGCCGAAGAACAGAAACGCGCAGAUGCGAUUGCGCGCCAAGCUGCCGAAGCAGGCGAGACCAAUUGGGUGUUGGAUUUCGAGGGUCCUGCUACAAAUAAUGUUACCUCGCAGCCUAUGAUUGUCGCUGCUGAUUCGUUGGAUGCGGAGGAUCAGGACACGUCGUAUAGUGGUCGGAAAUGUUAUGGUGGUUUUAAGAGCAAGAAUAGGCGGAAUAUAUUUGAGAACGUUGAGGAAGAAUUUCCGACAGAUCCGGUAGAACUCGCAGCAUACAUGGCAGCGAAGAAAAGGAAAAUUGAAAAGGAAGAAAGGAAAGCUGAUAGGGCGAUGCAGAAAGCGACUAGUAUCUCUGGCGGAGGGAGACCUGUGGUGGACGAUCGAAAUAAGAUGAAGCAUGGAAGAUCUGGGAAGCGGUCUAAAUGA
Molecule: messenger RNA, 645 nt
Organism: Talaromyces stipitatus ATCC 10500
Lineage: Eukaryota; Fungi; Ascomycota; Eurotiomycetes; Eurotiales; Trichocomaceae
Exons: 3
Coding region: 1-645 (214 amino acids)
Source: RefSeq, a predicted model, not a curated record